Molecule: messenger RNA, 312 nt
Organism: Fusarium verticillioides 7600
Lineage: Eukaryota; Fungi; Ascomycota; Sordariomycetes; Hypocreales; Nectriaceae
Exons: 2
Coding region: 1-312 (103 amino acids)
Source: RefSeq, a predicted model, not a curated record
AUGAGUGAUAUAAAGCGUCCGAAGUAUAAUGGUCUAGCCAAAGGCUAUAAUGGCAACUUUCUGCGGCAACUGGAUCGUGAGAUCGCCCACAUCAUCAACGAUAAAGGCAUCGGGGGCCUCCAUGAUGGCGGUGCACUGAACCCCAUGGGACUCGCACAAGAAUUCCAAGUACUUCUCGAGUUGUAUGGAAUCACGAGCCUGAAAGUCGCCUUUGUCCAAGGCGAUAAUGUUAAGGAUGUUCUGGAUCCUCUGAAGAAACCUGGCUAUACAACGCACCUGGACGUCAAGGGACGCGACUUAUCUCACAUCUAG